CUUACAUAACAUCUUUCCUAUCCGUAUACCCUUUCAACGACAGGACACCGGCAAAGCAACCUAGGCCACCGGCGUAACAUAUGGCGAGCCUGAGCAAGACGACUAGAACGCCAAAGAGAUUAGAAGUAAACCAGCGUGCGCUGGUCGACAAAGUACUCGCUCGAUACCCCGAAGAGUUUACAGUGUUCCGAGAAUUGUUACAGAAUGCCGACGACGCUAGAGCCAAGAAGGUCCUAUUAGAGUUUCAGACGAAGGACUACGCUACACAUCCUGCGGGAGCAAAUGGAAUUAAUGGCACGACCCCCGGCCUUGCUCACAACGAAGGUGAGCUCGGGGUGGUGCUGCCCUCGGAAUUACUAAUGCUCAGCAUCCCAACCGCUGUACAAAUGAGUUGUUCGCAACAAUGGUGAUUAUUUCGAAGAUAAGGACUGGGUACGACUGACGCAGAUUGAUAAGAUGGUUCAAUUCCGAAAUGAUUCGCGCUGACUUUUACCCAACCCGGACGAACAGAAGAUCGGGGCAUUUGGAGUUGGUUCGUAGAGUUA
Suillus fuscotomentosus is the source of this 545-nucleotide messenger RNA. RefSeq lists its product as uncharacterized. Lineage: Eukaryota; Fungi; Basidiomycota; Agaricomycetes; Boletales; Suillaceae. The coding region runs from base 81 to 410 and encodes 109 amino acids. The record is from RefSeq and is a predicted model, not a curated record. The transcript is spliced from 3 exons.